AUGAUAUUUCAUUUUCGAAGUUUGAUAAUCUUAUCAGUAUGCUAUUUCGUAACUGCAUCACCAAUUCAAAAAGUUGAUCCAGAGUGUGAUUAUAAUAUUACUCAAUUGAUUGAAAGUAAAGGUUAUAAAUGCGAAGAACACAAAGUAACUACAAAAGAUGGUUAUAUUCUUGGUGUUUUUCGUAUUCCACAUGGUCGAAAUGGUUCAUCAUCUACUAUAGGUCGACCUGUACUUCUUCAACAUGGUCUUCUCGAUGCUGCUACGACAUGGGUCAUGAAUUAUCCUGAUCAAAGUCUUGCUUUUAUUCUUGCAGAUAUUGGUUAUGAUGUUUGGCUUGGAAAUAUGCGUGGUAAUCGUUACUCUCGUGCACAUACGAAAUACGAUCCUAAUCAUGAUGAACAAUUCUGGAAUUUUAGUUGGGAUGAUAUGGCAAGAGAUGAUCUUCCUUCGAUGAUUUAUUAUAUUUUAAAUGUAACAAAAAAUACACAAAUCGGAUAUGUUGGUCAUUCACAAGGUACAUUAAUUGCUUUUGCUGAAUUUGGAAAUUUGAAUAAUAAUCUUCAAAAUAAUGUUAGUUUUUAUGCAUCUCUUGCACCGAUCGCUCAUGUUGGACAUCAAAAAACACCGUUAAAAUAUUUAGAUACUGAUAGUAAAGAACUUGAACGUUAUUGGCAUAAAUUAUUUGGCCGAAAUGAAUUUCUACCAGCAUCAAAUAUUCUAAAAUGGCUUAGUAAAUAUGCUUGUGCAGAAUUUUUCGUUGAUCGAUUAAUUUGUGAAAAUAUGUUAUUUAUUAUUGGUGGACCAGAUACAAAAAAUAUGAAUAGUUCACGUAUGUCUGUUUAUGCAUCACAUGGACCUUCGGGAACAUCUGUACAAAAUAUGGUACAUUUUAUGCAAUGUGGUCGAUCAAAUCAAUUUCAAGCAUAUGAUUAUGGUUCACCAGAGAAGAAUCAACAACAUUAUAAUCAAACAACGCCACCAUUAUAUUCUAUGCAUUCUAUGAAAGUACCAACAGCAAUAUUUUGGGGAGGUGAAGAUUGGCUUGCUGAUCCAGUUGAUGUUGCUUAUGUGUUUGAUAACAUUCCAAAUUUAAUCUAUGAAAAAUAUAUUCCAAAUUAUAAUCAUUUUGAUUUUGUAUGGGCUAUAACAGCAAAUAAAAUUAUCUAUCAAGAUUUAAUUAAUGUCAUGCAAAAAUAUCAUCCAAUUCAAUAG
Molecule: messenger RNA, 1212 nt
Organism: Adineta steineri
Lineage: Eukaryota; Metazoa; Rotifera; Eurotatoria; Adinetida; Adinetidae
Source: the annotation of a GenBank genome assembly